UCUGAAUACGUUUUUUGUGGUUAAUGUGUAACAUGUAGAGCACACUUGCACUUUGUUCCCCCCAAAAAAUACAGAGAAAUUUCAGGCACAAUCUGGGCCAAGCUGAAAGGUUCUAAUUUUGAUGUUAAACAAAAUGAAGAUGGCCUGUUUUUUCUUUGUGGCCCUCCUGUGCUUUCUGACUCCUAUCCACCAAGCUGGACCUAACAGUGCCACCAUCUCAGAUCUCUCCUUCAAAAAUAUGGACUUUGCCAUGAACCUUUACAGAAAGAUAUCCAGUUACCAUGACAAGAACAUCUUUUUUUCCCCCCUGAGUAUCUCUACCAGUUUUGCGGCUCUUCUAAUGGCUUCUGAUGGUGUCACACACAAGGAGAUCCUGAAGGUACUAAACCUGGAGGCGCUGGAGAGGGCUGACCAGCCGGAUCUUAUCCCUAAACUGUUUCAACUCCUUCACGAGAACGUCACGCAAAAUGGAUCGCUGAAAUUUGAUCAUAGCAUGGCCUUGUUUAUCCAACCCCAAUUUAUCAUAGAGAGGGAGUUUGAAACCAAAAUCAAUAAGUUUUUUAAUGCAGAUAUCAAAACUGUUGACUUUGCGGACACAACAGAGAGUAUCAGAGUAAUUAAUGAGUACAUUAGGGACAAGACUGAAGGCAAGAUUACAGAGAUGAUUUCAGCCUUGGACGAACAGACCAAACUCCUGUUAAUGAAUGCAAUUUUCUUUCAAGGAGCCUGGAAGAUGCCUUUCAACUCCAAUUUCACUCGAAAUGGACCCUUCUACAUCGAUAAUUAUAAUAUUGUGCAGGUGCCUAUGAUGUUUAAAGAAGACAAGUACUACACUGCAGAAGAUGUUUCUCUGAGAGCCAAAGUGCUGAAACUGCCAUACCAAGAGGGUGUUUCCAUGCUUAUCCUGCUCCCCAACCCAGACAUGGACUACACUAUGGUGGAUGAUGAGAUUACUGCAGAGAGGUUUCAGAGCUGGAUCGCAAAACUGAGAAAAAUGAAACUGGAAGUCAAGAUGCCCAAAUUCAACAUGGAGCAGUCGUAUUCCCUCCAUAAUCUUCUACCGCAUAUGGGCAUGACCAGUGUCUUUAGUAAUUUGUCCAAUUUGACAAAGCUCAGUGAGGACAAAGGGCUCAAGCUGUCAGAGGUGCUUCACAAGGCCAUGAUUGACGUGGAUGAGACAGGAACAACUGCAGCAGCUGCCACAACAAUGGGUAUCAUUCCAUACUCCCUGCCGAGGACCUUCACUAUAAACAGACCCUUCUUCUUCUUCAUAUACCAUGAAAACACAAACUGCCUGCUGUUCAUGGGGAGGGUGAUUGACCCCACCAACAAAUAGUUUUGCCACUGUAAUGUGUUCAUUCUUAAGUGGCUUCUACAUGACUAAUUUGGUGGAUGUUUUAAUCCCAGACAGUUUAAAGCUUUUUUUUUCUGUUCUGUUCCUACAACAUACUUCACCAAUAAUAAUAAAAACUUCACCUGCAUCACAAACUUGGA
Molecule: messenger RNA, 1494 nt
Organism: Oreochromis niloticus (Nile tilapia)
Lineage: Eukaryota; Metazoa; Chordata; Actinopteri; Cichliformes; Cichlidae
Gene: serpina10b
Product: serpin peptidase inhibitor, clade A (alpha-1 antiproteinase, antitrypsin), member 10b
Exons: 5
Coding region: 122-1336 (404 amino acids)
Biological process (GO): blood coagulation
Molecular function (GO): serine-type endopeptidase inhibitor activity
Source: RefSeq, a predicted model, not a curated record